This is a messenger RNA of Miscanthus lutarioriparius, 1281 nucleotides long. Lineage: Eukaryota; Viridiplantae; Streptophyta; Magnoliopsida; Poales; Poaceae. The record is from the annotation of a GenBank genome assembly.
AUGGGGUGGCGCAUCACAAACCAAGCUAUGCUCCAGCAGCCUGACAUGCUGAGAGACGCCAUGCAUCGAGGAUGUUACAUGAUCGAAGCCUACAGAUGCCAAUUUCACAACAAAGAGAAGGAUAAAGAUCACAUUGUGAGUCACUCUUCACAUUCCUCCAAAGCAAUUUCUGUGCAAAACUUCUGUUUCUCCAGUGGGACUAGUACACAGAUUUUGGAAGAAAUGAAUGGAGUGCUAGACAGUUUGAGCUCCAUGGUGCUUGAUGCCAGUGAGCUGAUCGUCUUCUUGGAGAGCUAUCCCGCAUGUACCAUGGAGACAGAACUCAUCAUCAACUUCCUGCUGCACGGUGAGUCUGGUAGUACUGAAGAAUUGGAGGUCCUACCGAUUGUCGGUCCUGGAAGAGUUGGGAAAAGCACCCUUGUUGCCCAUGUGUGUAGGGAUGAAAGAAUCCGAAACCAUUUCUUGGAAAUCUUCUUCCUGCACAAACAUGAUUUUAUAGAUAGUGAGUAUCCUUUUUUCAAAGAAAGAUGUGGGAUGAAGCAUCAAAGUAGCUUGUCGAACUCGAAUAGUGAGAGGAGACUGUUAGUUGUUGAGUUAAUUGGGGAUCUCGAUGAAGAUACAUGGGAUAGGUUGUAUUCUGCUUUUAAAUGGAGCGUCCAUAGCAGUAGUAAAAUCAUAGUCACAAGUCGGUCUGACAAGAUCAUAAAGUUUGGAACAACAAGAGCACUAACUCUGAAGUAUCUAUCCCAUGAGGCAUAUUGGUAUUUCUUCAAGACACUUACAUUUGGAAGCCUGGAUCCCAAGACACAUCCAAGGCUUACAGGCAUAGCCAUGGAGAUAUCCAGGACACUGAAUGGUUCCCUCAUUGCUGCAAACGUCACUUCUCUUGUGCUGAGGGGCAACAUUGACAUCCGCUUCUGGUGCAAGGUUUUGGCAUUCUUGAGAGGGUCUUACCAGAAGCAUGUCUCCAGAUUUGGCGACCAUCCAAUCGAUCUUAUGAACCAAAAUAGGCCUGCACAUCUCGAGAGAAUUGCUGCACGCUCUGAAGAUUUCAUUGUUCAUUGUGAGCAUCAACGCUCUUCACAAGAGGAUGUUCCGGAGAUAAAACUCCACGAUCUUGUGUAUGGAGGCAUUAAGCCACAGGGAAAAUUUGAGGUCCUAGCAUGGAAAUCUGAGAUACCACCCUACUACAGCUAUGUUUAUGCUAGUGAAAUCCCAGAGCUAAAAACAAAAGCUGCCAAGAGGAAGCGUUGUAUGAAAAAUGAAGUCGUGCCUUGUUAG